CUGCAAAUUCGGUCUACGGGACUAACAUAUAUAUCAGGCGAAUGUUUUUCCUUAGCGACGAAGAAGACAAUACGCAUUUGCCCAUAUCAUCUCUUACCGUCAGUGUACGAAGUAGAGAUCAUCCCCAAUCUCCUGGAGCAGCCCAUGUUUCGCUGCUGAUUCGAAAGAACAGGGGUAAUCAACAGUCUCAGCAUAAUCGACGGCGGUGUGUCCAAUACUCCAGUCAAUUGAUAAACGAACAAUUCUUCUCAAGGUCCACGUCCGAAUGAUUUUGUUCUUUUAUGCCUCAUUUGAUGAUUCAAGUGUCAUACAAUUAUGAUUCGCAAGUGACUGGAGGCUGGGCAGAUAGAUACAUUUCUCAUCGUCUAUAUAAGUCAACGGACGAAUCGACAUUUGAUAAUCAAUUGGUUACCGCUAAAUAUCUCGGAUCACAAGAAUUGGUACAUAUUUCAGUUUUAACCGCAUGGCAACCCAAAUAUAAGUUGUAGCCCGUAGCCUACUUAAUAUCAACGGUUUAUCGGACGACAUCGCUUCCGACUCUAAACUCAUUUUCCGACGACGUUUACCGAUCAUGGCCGCAUUCAAGCUCUCGUCAAAGCAGAAGCUUUUUGCCAUAAUCGGCAUUUCCUUUUGUUUUUUUAUUGCGGAACUGGUCGUGGCCUUUUCUACCAAAUCUUUGGCUCUUCUAGCGGAUGCUUUCCAUUACAUGAACGAUCUUAUCGGCUUCGUUGUUGCCCUAGCCGCUAUCAUCAUCUCGGAACGCGCAGCCUCCCCUGACAACUUUUCAUUUGGUUGGGCACGUGCCCAGCUACUUGGUGCUUUCUUCAACGGUGUCUUCCUGCUCGCCCUCGGUGUAUCCAUUUUCCUCCAAUCGAUUGAAAGGUUCAUAAGCGUCGAACAUGUUCAGAAUCCCGAGCUCGUACUUAUCAUGGGUUGUGUUGGGUUGGCACUAAACAUCAUCAGCGCGACAUUAUUGCAUGAACAUCACGGCCACGACCAUGGGGGGCAUGGUCAUAGUCAUGAACAUGCUGAGAAUCACGAACACGACCACGGCCACGACCACGACCACGGCCACGUUAAUGUCGAGGCUGGCGGUCAGUCAAGAGAAAGUUCAGGCGACUAUGAUCAAGACGAGAUUCCCCUAACCCCUAUAAGUGCCCAUGCCGAGCAUCGGCAUACCAUCGUGAACCUUCAAUCUUCAGGACGAGACCUCGGUAUGAUGGGAGUCUUAUUCCAUGUCAUUGGUGACGCAUGUAAUAAUGUCGGAGUUAUCAUCGCGGCACUCGUCAUAUGGCUUACGACACCCGAGGGCCGAUUUUAUGCUGACCCGGGCAUAAGCAUGGCCAUCGCCAUCAUGAUUUUGGUGACAUCUAUCCCACUUGUGAAGAACAGUGGUAAGAUUCUCAUGCAGAGCGCCCCGAAGGGCGUAAAUAUUGACGACGUCAAGCACGAUCUGGAAAAGAUCCCCGGCAUCCAAUCCGUUCACGAGCUACACAUCUGGCGUCUCGAUCAGAAGAAAGCCAUCGCGACCGCCCAUGUCGUGGUAUCAAACAAUGAUAUGACUGACUUUAUGAGCCGCGCGCGGACUGUGGGCGAGUGUCUACACGCCUACGGCAUCCAUUCAGCGACCUUACAACCUGAGCUUGCAACCCCAACAUCGACAUUGUCCACCAAUAAUAGCAAUAGUAUCCGUGAUAACAUAAGCAUUGCCGCGGAAGAUUUCCCGGUCGCAACCGCUGGAACUGGUCCAUCCUCAGGGGCAUCGAUUAGAAGGCGACGUCCCGAGAUAUCGGCCCCAUGCCAGAUAGCAUGUGGGAACCUAUGCGAAAACCUGACUUGUUGCAAUACAGGUGCCAUGCGGAUCUAAGCGCUAACAGUAUAAUGGUGCUCAAGUUGCGCUAUAUUGUUUAGGUAGAUAUAGCUAUGAGACGGCUAUAUACCACAUAGACUUAUAAUUACCUAGCUAGCAAUACUAAAUUCGUACGAUAUUUAUAUAAAACUAAACUAAAUGAGGCAAUCACCUCUACGGCACUUGAACACUGUCUUCGAGCUUUAUAACAGUGAAACAAUCUACACAUCAGUCUUUGGCCCCGAGAGCUUCGAGGACACGCGAUUAUUCUUCAUUGGAAUAUCCGCAAUAGUCAAGUCUUGUAGCUACCACCCCUUCGGCCACGAUCCGAAGAAAUGCCUGAA
This is a messenger RNA of Daldinia decipiens, 2193 nucleotides long. RefSeq names its product putative cation diffusion facilitator family metal ion transporter. Gene Ontology annotation, cellular component: membrane. Gene Ontology annotation, biological process: intracellular zinc ion homeostasis; zinc ion transmembrane transport. The record is from RefSeq and is a predicted model, not a curated record. Lineage: Eukaryota; Fungi; Ascomycota; Sordariomycetes; Xylariales; Hypoxylaceae. The transcript is spliced from 7 exons. Gene Ontology annotation, molecular function: zinc ion transmembrane transporter activity. Bases 572 to 1867 code for a protein of 431 amino acids.